GAUAGCUCCAGAGCAGCGUAGCUAUCCACUUCUCGUCUUCCCCCGUUCCCUGUGAUAAUUGAUUGAGACUGACGACACGUACGGCUAAGCUACUAGUAGUAGUCUAUCAGUCGGAGCUUGGCACGAUCUUGGCACCGGCCACCGCUGUGUGUGAGACUAAAAAAGCCGGGGAGGUGCUGGCGGACCAAGCAAGAAGAGCCAGGUAUGGUUACGGUGCUCGCCGUGACGGCUUCAGCAGCUCCAGCACCGCCCUUCCGCUUCCGGCCCUCUUUGGCGGCUGCGCGCUUCAGCCCGGGCGCACGACUGGCUGACAGAUGUAGAACGCAAGCUUGCGGGUUGAGAUGCUGGAUUGCUGCCAAGGUGAAGUUCCAGAAGGCCCUGAAACAGCAUGGAUGGCAAGUUCAGAGAAAGCUGGAAGUUCUAGGGGAUGAAUCUGGAGGUGAAACAGCAAAUACAAGUUCUGAUGCUUCGGAUAGCUCAAUCAAUGAGGAAAAUUCAAUGCAUCUGGGUGUCAACCACUCUGAAGCUGAACCUCCUGUAGUAAAGGAAGAUCUUGUUCUGUUUGAUCACUUUGAUGACCAAUCUGAAAGUGUACCACCUCUUUGCAUUGCUGUAAUUGGAGCUACUGGUGAACUGGCAAAAACUAAAGUCUUCCCAGCACUAUUUGCUCUCUAUUACAGUGGUUUUCUUCCUCGGAAUGUUGCUAUAUUUGGAUAUUCUAGGAAGACAUUAGCAGAUGAGGAUUUAAGAUCCAUAAUUGAAGCCAAUCUUACCUGCCGGGUUGAUCACCAUGAAAACUGUGAAGAGAAGUUAAAAGAAUUCCUUAAAAGGACAUACUAUAUCGAUGCAGGACAUGAUAACAAAGAUGGAAUGGAGAAAUUAAAUUCAAAAAUGGCACAUAUAGAGGGCACUCAUGCAGCAAACAGGAUAUUCUACCUUGCUGUUCCCCAAGAAGCACUUCUUGAUGUUGCAUUGCCACUAGCUAACAGUGCCCAGACUAAGCAUGGCUGGAAUAGAAUAAUUAUUGAGAAACCAUUUGGCUUCACUAGUUUGUCCUCACAACGGGACACAGAGUCUCUGCUGUCAAGAUUUGAGGAGAAGCAAAUUUACCGAAUUGAUCAUCUUUUGGGGAAGGAUCUAAUCGAAAAUCUCACUGUCUUGAGGUUUUCUAAUCUGGUUUUUGAACCUCUGUGGAGUAGAACGUACAUACGCAAUGUGCAGGUCAUUUUUUCUGAAGAAACAGCUACAGAAAUACAAGGGAGGUACUUCGGAAAUUAUGGGAUAAUCCGUGACAUAGUGCAUAGUCACAUUCUUCAAACAAUAGCACUAUUUGCUAUGGAACCGCCUGUCAGUCUUGAUGGAGAAGAUAUCCGUGAUGAAAAGGUGAAGGUGCUACGAUCAAUUCGAAAAGUGGAUUUUGAGGAUGUCGUCCUUGGUCAACUCAAAGAUACCUCUGGUAAAGUCGACAGACAUACAAAAUCAAUGACACCAACCUACUUUGCUGCCGCUAUGUACAUUGACAAUGCACGUUGGGAUGGGGUACCGUUUUUGAUCAAGACUGGAAUGGGACUUAUGAAGAAUAGAGCUGAGAUCCGUAUUCAAUUUCGUCAUGUCCCUGGCAAUAUCUACCGUGAACGUAUUGGUCAUGACAUAGAUCUUGACACAAACGAGCUGGUUUUGCGUGACCUACCCGAAGAAGCCAUUCUCUUGAAAGUCAACAAUAAGGUCCCGGGACUUGGGCUCCAGUUGGAUGCUUCAGAGCUCAACCUGCUUUACAGGGAUAGGUACGACGUUGAAGUUCCAGGUUCAUAUGAGCAUCUUCUUCUGGACGUGCUAGAUGGCGACAAUCAUCUAUUUAUGCGCAGUGAUGAGUUAGCUGCUGCAUGGAACGUGUUAGCUCCAGUAAUUCAUGAGAUCGAUCAGAACAGGGUUGCUCCUGAGCUUUACGAGGCUGGGGAUAAAGGACCUGUUAACGCUUACUAUCUCGCUGCUAAACAUGGAGUCCGAUGGGAUGAUGACUGGUGAGCUGAUAGUGUGUGUCGUCCAGUAAUCUCUCCCGGAGAUCUAGUGUAAAACCUUCUCUAACAAAACCUGCUGGAUAAACUUCAACAACAAAUGCAAGUUAUUUUCUGCUU
This is a messenger RNA of Lolium rigidum, 2135 nucleotides long. Its product is annotated as inactive glucose-6-phosphate 1-dehydrogenase 4, chloroplastic. NCBI's taxonomy places the organism in Eukaryota, Viridiplantae, Streptophyta, Magnoliopsida, Poales, Poaceae. The transcript is spliced from 12 exons. The coding region runs from base 205 to 2025 and encodes 606 amino acids. Gene Ontology annotation, biological process: glucose metabolic process. The record is from RefSeq and is a predicted model, not a curated record. Gene Ontology annotation, molecular function: NADP binding; glucose-6-phosphate dehydrogenase activity.